Molecule: messenger RNA, 1240 nt
Organism: Toxotes jaculatrix (banded archerfish)
Lineage: Eukaryota; Metazoa; Chordata; Actinopteri; Toxotidae
Gene: mrpl39
Product: mitochondrial ribosomal protein L39
Exons: 10
Coding region: 136-1089 (317 amino acids)
Cellular component (GO): mitochondrion
Molecular function (GO): RNA binding; nucleotide binding
Source: RefSeq, a predicted model, not a curated record
ACGUUGCGCCGGAAGCAGCAAUGGCGACCUUCAGUCGCUGCUGUUUGUAGCACACGUUUAUCUAUUUGUGCUUCUGUAGCUAUUUCAGCUUCUUUCUUUUUUUUUUUUAACUUAGCCGUAGAAAUAUUUGUCAAAAUGGCGACCAGGACCGUGUGCCAGUUUUUCCAGCGGCGUUGUGCAUCUGCUGCAGCGGCUGUGCGUCCAUCAGCAGCUGAGGUCCGCAGCCACCGCAACGCUGUCUUCUCCAGAGAGCAGGCCAGACAGAGAGCUCUGUAUCCCCGCGUCGAGAAGAUAGAGGUGUCCCUGCAGGGCCCGGGCCUGGACGGCACAAGGCUCAUCAUGAACAGAGGGAUGUCCACUCCACUGAGCUGUGCCAGACACUUGACAGAGCAUCAUGUGACCAGUUCAGCUCUGGCCCUGGUAGACGGGGAACUAUGGCCUCUCCACCAGCCCCUCACCCACUCGUGCUCACUCACCCUGCUCACAUUUAAAGACAGUGACCCGACGCUGGUCAACCAGGCCUACUGGCGUUCCUGUGCUGCCUUGCUGGGUCAUGUGCUGGAGACUGCCUUCAAGGACGACUACACUGUGGAGCUGCUCGGCACGCCAGAGGUGCCAGUCACUUCAGGAGCCUUCUGCUGUGAUGUGGCACUCGACCCUCAGCUGGAUUCAUGGACUCCCUCUGAGGAGUCACUGCGCUCUCUCACCCGAGGGGCCCAGCACCUGAUCCACCAGGACCUGGCCUGGGAGCCUCUGGAGGUGGUGCCGCCUGUGGCGCUGGAGGUCUUCUCACACAGCAGGUGUAAACAGGAAGAGGUGGAACAGAAAGCAGCACAGAAUCCCAAAGGCACAGUGAUGCUCUACAGAUGUGGUGAUCAUGUGCUGCUGAGUGGGGGCCCUCUUGUGGCCAGGACAGGCCUGUGCUCCCAGUACGAAGUGACGGCCCUUCACAACCUGGGCCAAGGACCCUGGGGUCUCCACCGUCGGGCGCAGGGCCUCUCGCUGCCUCUGCAGCUGCAGGCUCACCACACAGUCUGGAGGAAACUGAGGCAGCGGGCAGAGAAACUGGUUGAGACGCCGAAACCUUAAGAAGCGACUCCACCGCCUCUUCUUGACACAACUCCAUGCCGGACCAGCCAUUAGCAACCUCUGUGCAACCUUCCACACAAGCAUACACACUUUGACAUGUAUCUUAUUGUAUUGUUUGAAUAAAUAUGGAAUAAAAUAUCAGUUGAAACCA